Molecule: messenger RNA, 2656 nt
Organism: Cryptotermes secundus
Lineage: Eukaryota; Metazoa; Arthropoda; Insecta; Blattodea; Kalotermitidae
Product: serine/threonine-protein kinase 32B
Exons: 9
Coding region: 340-2301 (653 amino acids)
Biological process (GO): G protein-coupled receptor signaling pathway; regulation of signal transduction; protein phosphorylation
Molecular function (GO): G protein-coupled receptor binding; ATP binding; G protein-coupled receptor kinase activity
Source: RefSeq, a predicted model, not a curated record
CAGUCGUCCCAGAGAAGGGGCAAGGAGUGGUUGGUUGUGGGGUCACGUGUUGUUGUCACACCCUGUCAGUACAUGAAUGGCUACUUGCACAGUAAAAUCACGCGGAGAAAUUCUCAUCGUUAUGAAGUGCGAAGGGGUGAAGCCGGCUUGCUUAUAACAAACAGAGGUUAUGAUCUGAAUGUGUUAUUUUAGAUAUAAUUUAUUUUGCGUUACGGAGGUGUGUUAGAAAUGAGAAACUCAGUUCGUUGUGUCUUGUGCUGUACACAUUAGCUUUCACAGUAACUGGUAGACAAAUCAUGGGAGUCAACCAGUCUACACGCGGCAUUGAAAGUUCAUUGGAUGAGGAAGGUAUGCAUAGUGCAGAAGAAGGACUGCAAACGCAUGUUCGCCAUGAAGUACAUGAACAAGAGACAGUGUGUGGAGAGAGAAGCCCUGAAGAACGUUCUUCGAGAGGUCGAGAUACUCACCACGCUGGAACACCCCUUCCUCGUCAACCUUUGGUUCUCCUUCCAAGACGAGGAGGACCUCUUCAUGGUGUCAGACCUCCUGUUGGGCGGUGACCUGCGCUACCACGUGCAGCAGGAGGUAACAUUCAGUGAGGACUGCGUCAUGCUCUACGUGUGUGAACUGGCCCUCGCUCUAGACUACCUGCAGAGCAAGCACAUUGUUCACAGAGACAUCAAACCAGACAACAUUCUGCUAGACGAGGAAGGUCAUGCUCACAUCACUGACUUCAACAUUGCAACAGUGCUGGAGAACAGCCAACUAGCUACAUCCAUGUCGGGAACAAAGCCCUAUAUGGCCCCAGAGAUAUUUGAAUGUGCAGCAGAUGAAUGUAGUGGCUAUGGUUUCCCUGUGGAUUGGUGGUCACUGGGCAUUGUAGCCUAUGAAAUGUUUUAUGGUGUACGUCCAUUUGACAUCCACUCAGCCACAUCAGUGAGUGAAGUACGGGCACUGUUUGCUGCUGGUGCAGUCUAUCCAAGGUCCUCUAAAGUGAGCCAUGGAUUUGUUGAUCUCAUUGAUAGGCUGUUGUGUGUGAGACCUGAAGGUAGAAUAAGUUCUUUGGAACAACUCAGGAAAGUGAAAUGCCUUCAUGAUAUUAACUUCGAAUCUGUGCUGGAGAAACUUAUCAAACCAUCCUUUACACCACCACGGGACCAUCUGAAUUGUGACCCCACAUUUGAACUGGAAGAAAUGAUUGUAGAGACUCGGCCUUUGCAUAAAAAGAAGAAACGGCUUGCAAAGCAACGUUCACUACGUGAAAUGCAAGGUUCACCCAGUGUGGAUUUGGAUGGGAGUUAUAUUCAACAUCUUCCUCAGUUUCGCGUGUACAACCGAGAGCAGGAACUUGCACGUCGGGAGAGGGAGCAAAAAGAAUCGGCAUGGGAGCAGGAGCUGCUUCAAGCCAUGGGGGCAUCUGACCCAACAGGGUCCCAGUUUACUAGCAGCAAGGAUUGUAAAGUAUCAACCAGUGUUACUAGUAGUGAUACCACAGUAGACACUCAUAAAGCAGACUUCUUGCACACAAAUACCAGUCCAAGUGAAACUAGGAAACGACAGGAAUCAAAGAGUAUGUACCGUACAGGUACAGUUGCACCAGCUGUGGAUCAGACUGUUAGAACUUGUGUUAUCAGUAAUGUUAUGAGAAGAGAUGAGACUGGACGAAGGCAUUCGGAUCAGUUGAAUAAAAGCACGUGUACAAAUAUUCUUCCUCUAGUAAGGAACAAAAGUGAAGUUGUAACUUGUGAAGAUCAUAUGCUUGAAGAGACUGUAAACCAGCAUAAGUAUGAUGUACUGGGUAAAAAACUAUGCAAGGCUGGUGAACAUGGUUCACAAAGAGAACAAGAACACUGCAGGUCAUGCCCUAAAUUAUUUCUCACUGAACAGUCCACUUCAAGUUCACACUUAUCUUCAAAACCAUUACAUUAUGGGCAGGAUGUUCAAGAAGAAAAUAUUACAUAUAAAAGUCAACAGAAAGACUGUAGUAUGCCUAAAAGUGUAGUAAAUAACUGUGAGUGUCAAGUUAAAGAGAAAAAUGUCAGUAAUCCAUCUCAGAACCUGGAUAUUGGCCACCAGAAUCAAAGUCUAACUUGCAGUAUCCAGACUCAGUUGUCAGAAACAAAAGAAAGUGUUACAGAGCAAUAUAAUGUUAAAGACCAUACUAUUGAAAAUAAUACACUUAUACAUGGCACAAUUAUAGAUGACAGUUUAUCUCAAUGUCAGGGUAGUUCUACAGUUAAAAACCAGAAUCUCAACAGCAAUGAACGUGGUUCUUCCAAGAGCCACCUGAAUUUGUCAUGAUGUAAGCCAUAUGGUUCUUAAAUGGGAAAUGUAACAUGUGUUCUAUAAAACCAUACAGAAUUCUGUAUAUCUGAUAUGGCCAAAGCUUGCAGGUUUGGGAUGGUGAGAAUUCAACCUAAUAAUGGAUGGACUCUGUUCAUGUGUUUUGUAGGUAACAAAGAAGCACUCUAGAGAUUCUUAUAAGUAACUUGUGCAAGGAGGUUUCAUAACUUUUGAAUGACAUCAUUUACUUUCUAUGACAUACUAGAGUGUGUUUAUGAAUGUGUUCCUACACAGGGUGCACAGUAACUAACUAGCUAUAUGGCUGCGCCAUAGCUCAAGUGGUUAGUCGCUGGCUUCCCACCGUGGCGACCCG